UGGUACAUACGCCGCUGUAAACGUCCUCUUCCUUGUGUGUCCGACGACGCACCCAGACACCACAAACCACUUCUACUGUUUUCUUGGCCGUGAAGAGCCUUCCUCCACGAACAUCGUCCAGCGAUUUGCUCCGUGUACCCACCAGCGCUGUGCACGCGUCAUUGCGAUUCAAGAAACGAGGUAUCUGCUUAUCGAUUCUCCCCAGUUUCGGUUUCAGAAACAGGCUUCCACUUACACACAUCUUCCAACUGGAGUCUCGCCGGCGAAACAAUGGCGGCCACGGAACAAAAACGCCCCCAGGAAACUUCCAUUUCCCGUGAGCCUACCGAGGCGGCGAAGGAUCUGGAAGAAUGGCGACGCUUGAGGAGCCUCGCGAAUCGACCGAAUGUUCUGAAAUCAAUUGACGAACGCAUUGCUCACCUUGAAUGUUCCGAAGCCGAUUUUUCUGAAAGAGAUGAGGUUAAGCGGGAAGUGACCCAACGGGCACCCCCCUCGUCCGACGAGAAGUCGGCACCCUGUAAUCUAUCCCAGCCCGUCAAGCUCACGAACAGACCGUCCACAUCAACUCAGAUGCACUUCCUUCCUCUCACAUCGUUCGCGUGGAACCAGACCGAUCGCGCUGUCAAGAUUUAUGUGAGAAUUCAAGGGGUUCAGGACAUCCCCGAAAAACAGGUGGUUGCCAAGUUUGCUCGUCAAAGCAUGGAACUGGAGGUUCAUGACUUGUCAGGGAAGAACUACUCUCUAGUCUUCAAGCGCCUCAACAACGUCAUUGUUCCGGAGACCUGCAGCUAUCGUAUCAAGAAAGACAUGGUAGUCGUCACGCUUCAGAAGUCUGGCGGUCAGUGGUGGAGUGACAUUUCUUUCAAGGAGAACAAGUUUGCAGCUCCCCCGAAGCUUGAACAAGAUGCGGACCCUAGUGCUUCGAUCAUGUCUCUCAUGAAGAAUCUGUACGAAGAGGGAGAUGAUGAAAUGAAACGAACAAUUGCCAAGUCAUGGAUGGAGUCCCAACAACAAAGAAUGUCUGGCAACUCGCCAUUUGGAGACAUGAACGAGCUGUAAAUCGCUGACGUAGAAGGCCGCCAACUUUUUUUCUGUCUUCUGUACGUUUUCCGCUGAUGGCGGUGUGUGUAAUCUUGCACAUAGUUCCAGGUAAUGAUGCGUGCUGACAUACUACGGAAUGUGUUGCUGUGGUAGCGCGCUGUUCUGUCCGUCACUUUGAUUUACCGGCAGUGUCUAAGGCGUCCACCCUAGAUUUGUUCAGCGACCCGACGCGACCGUGUCAAAGCCAACAUCAACCUUGCAACACUGGCAUGCACCUGAAGGAAAAAAGCCAAAUUAAUUUGCGGUCCUUGUCGCAUACCCGACACGUAGGUGCCGUGUUUGACGGCUUGUGAAGAAAAGUGAGGGACGAGCUGCCCGAACAGCGGAGCAUGGGGAGUGUCAGGCGACCUUAUUUACUCGUGUCCAUACGGAUAUGUAUGAAAAAGCCAGAGUGCCUUUGGAAAACAGGCCUUUCUGCCAGUCGCCCUGGGUUCCGCACACGCGGCGACUGCGAAAGUGAAGAC
Toxoplasma gondii ME49 is the source of this 1565-nucleotide messenger RNA. RefSeq names its product SGS domain-containing protein. The record is from RefSeq and is a predicted model, not a curated record. NCBI's taxonomy places the organism in Eukaryota, Apicomplexa, Conoidasida, Eucoccidiorida, Sarcocystidae. The transcript is spliced from 9 exons. Gene Ontology annotation, cellular component: nucleus. Gene Ontology annotation, molecular function: ubiquitin protein ligase binding; S100 protein binding; tubulin binding. The coding region runs from base 271 to 1059 and encodes 262 amino acids.